AUGCGAUGCUUCCAAUGCCAGCGGUUUGGUCACUCUAAAACAUCCUGUCGUGGCAGCCUGACGUGUGCUCGAUGCUCGUCGGUUGGUCACGAUACUGAAAAUUGCACUGCUGCUGCAUUGUGUGUAAAUUGCAAAGGCGAUCAUCCGGGUUUUUCUCGUUCUUGUCCAAAAUGGAAAACAGAAAAGGAAGUACAGACGACAAAAGUCAAUAGAAACAUCUCCUACGCAGAAGCCAGAAGGCUGGUUCAAAGCACACAUCUUCAACCAAAUAGAUCAUAUGCUAGUGCCGUUAAAGCAACACGGACCGUUGCAACUCAAACAUUGAUAAAUGCACAGAUUCCUCCAAAUAAAACCCUGAGGCAUGCAAGCCAGAAAAAGGAAACUCCGACUCAUGUAGUACAAAAACCAGAAAUAGCAAUCCAGAGCAAAUCCAAAAAUGAGCCUUCAAAAAUAGAAACAAAAAACAGAAGCAAUAGUAAUAGUUCAUUUGAGGAUAUGGUAUCUGAAUCUUUAGAUUCAGAUAUGUGCUUGGCAGUACAGGAAACAAAUCUGAAACCAGAUCAACCAGCAAAACUUCAGAGGUUUUCUUUCGUCAGGAAAGAUAACCUUGCAGGUGAACGUGCCUGUGGAGGUGUAGGUCUUCUCACCUCACUCGACUAUCCCUCAAGUUUCCUUCCUUUGACGACAUCCCUCCAAGUUGUCGCUAUACAA
Stegodyphus dumicola is the source of this 711-nucleotide messenger RNA. RefSeq lists its product as uncharacterized. Lineage: Eukaryota; Metazoa; Arthropoda; Arachnida; Araneae; Eresidae. The record is from RefSeq and is a predicted model, not a curated record.